Saccharomyces cerevisiae S288C is the source of this 3252-nucleotide messenger RNA. RefSeq names its product Hos4p (gene HOS4). Lineage: Eukaryota; Fungi; Ascomycota; Saccharomycetes; Saccharomycetales; Saccharomycetaceae. The record is from RefSeq and is marked reviewed. Bases 1 to 3252 code for a protein of 1083 amino acids. The transcript has a single exon.
AUGAAUGAGACUACUACAAAACAGCCGCUAAAGAAAAGGUCCCUGAGCAGCUAUCUUUCAAACGUGAGCACGAGACGGGAGGAGCUGGAAAAGAUUUCUAAACAAGAAACAUCCGAAGAGGAAGAUACUGCCGGCAAGCAUGAACAAAGGGAAACACUGUCGGAAGAAGUAAGUGAUAAGUUUCCAGAAAAUGUUGCAUCGUUUCGCUCACAGACUACAAGCGUUCAUCAAGCCACCCAAAAUAACCUGAAUGCAAAGGAAUCCGAAGACCUGGCCCAUAAGAAUGAUGCGAGUUCACACGAAGGAGAGGUUAAUGGGGACAGCCGUCCGGACGAUGUUCCUGAAACGAAUGAAAAAAUAAGCCAAGCAAUACGAGCGAAAAUUUCGUCAUCAUCAUCAUCACCCAAUGUACGUAAUGUUGAUAUCCAAAACCAUCAACCUUUUUCGAGAGACCAACUUCGAGCGAUGUUGAAAGAACCAAAAAGGAAAACUGUUGAUGAUUUCAUAGAAGAAGAGGGUUUGGGAGCUGUUGAAGAAGAGGAUUUAAGUGAUGAGGUACUUGAAAAAAAUACAACAGAACCAGAAAAUGUGGAAAAAGAUAUAGAGUAUAGCGACUCAGAUAAGGACACAGACGAUGUGGGAAGCGAUGAUCCCACGGCACCCAACUCACCAAUAAAACUUGGUCGUCGCAAACUGGUUAGAGGUGACCAACUUGAUGCAACAACAAGUUCCAUGUUUAAUAACGAAUCAGAUUCUGAAUUAUCAGAUAUCGAUGAUAGCAAGAAUAUUGCUUUAUCCAGUAGCCUAUUUAGAGGCGGUUCUUCACCUGUGAAAGAGACAAACAACAACCUUUCAAAUAUGAAUUCUUCACCAGCACAAAAUCCAAAAAGGGGUUCUGUCUCCAGGAGUAAUGAUAGUAACAAGAGUUCUCAUAUAGCUGUUUCCAAGCGCCCCAAACAGAAGAAGGGCAUAUAUAGGGAUUCUGGUGGUAGAACAAGACUACAGAUUGCCUGUGACAAGGGCAAAUAUGAUGUAGUCAAAAAGAUGAUUGAAGAAGGAGGUUACGAUAUUAAUGACCAAGACAAUGCUGGUAAUACAGCAUUGCAUGAAGCGGCGUUGCAAGGUCAUAUUGAGAUUGUGGAACUGUUGAUAGAAAAUGGUGCAGAUGUAAAUAUCAAGUCUAUUGAAAUGUUCGGCGAUACUCCCUUGAUCGAUGCUUCCGCCAAUGGACACUUGGAUGUUGUCAAGUAUCUUCUUAAAAACGGUGCGGACCCAACUAUACGUAACGCUAAAGGGUUAACUGCGUUUGAAUCUGUCGAUGAUGAAUCUGAAUUUGAUGAUGAAGAAGACCAAAAGAUUUUGCGUGAAAUAAAAAAAAGGUUGAGUAUAGCCGCUAAAAAAUGGACUAACAGAGCAGGAAUUCAUAAUGACAAAUCUAAAAAUGGCAAUAAUGCUCACACAAUAGAUCAGCCACCUUUUGAUAAUACCACAAAAGCCAAAAACGAAAAGGCCGCUGACUCACCUUCAAUGGCUUCCAAUAUUGAUGAGAAAGCUCCGGAAGAGGAAUUCUAUUGGACAGAUGUUACUUCUAGAGCGGGAAAAGAAAAACUGUUUAAAGCUUCGAAGGAGGGACAUUUACCAUACGUUGGUACGUAUGUAGAAAAUGGUGGUAAGAUAGACUUAAGGUCAUUUUUCGAAAGCGUUAAGUGUGGCCAUGAAGAUAUUACAAGUAUCUUUUUGGCAUUCGGAUUUCCCGUAAAUCAAACUUCAAGGGAUAAUAAAACAUCCGCUUUAAUGGUAGCUGUAGGUCGUGGCCAUCUUGGAACUGUUAAACUGCUAUUAGAGGCAGGUGCAGAUCCAACCAAAAGAGAUAAAAAGGGUCGUACCGCUUUGUACUAUGCCAAAAACAGCAUAAUGGGAAUAACAAACAGUGAAGAAAUUCAAUUGAUUGAAAAUGCUAUAAAUAACUAUUUGAAGAAGCACUCUGAAGAUAAUAAUGAUGAUGAUGAUGAUGAUGAUAAUAAUAAUGAAACAUAUAAACAUGAAAAAAAGAGAGAGAAAACGCAAUCACCCAUAUUAGCAAGCCGAAGAAGUGCCACUCCUAGAAUUGAAGACGAAGAGGACGAUACGAGGAUGCUCAAUCUGGCAGACGAUGACUUUAAUAACGAUCGUGAUGUCAAGGAAUCUACAACUUCGGAUUCGCGCAAGAGAUUGGAUGACAAUGAAAAUGUUGGUACUCAAUACUCAUUGGACUGGAAAAAACGUAAAACAAAUGCCUUGCAAGAUGAAGAAAAAUUAAAAAGUAUCUCACCACUCUCUAUGGAACCUCAUUCUCCAAAGAAGGCAAAAUCUGUAGAGAUAAGUAAAAUACAUGAAGAAACGGCUGCUGAAAGAGAAGCAAGACUCAAGGAAGAGGAAGAAUACAGAAAGAAAAGAUUAGAAAAGAAAAGAAAAAAAGAACAGGAACUACUACAAAAGCUGGCCGAAGAUGAGAAAAAAAGGAUCGAAGAACAGGAGAAGCAGAAAGUCUUAGAAAUGGAAAGAUUGGAAAAAGCUACUUUAGAGAAAGCAAGAAAAAUGGAAAGGGAAAAAGAAAUGGAAGAAAUCUCUUAUAGAAGGGCAGUAAGGGACUUAUAUCCGUUAGGACUGAAGAUUAUUAACUUCAACGAUAAACUUGAUUACAAAAGAUUUUUGCCGCUAUAUUAUUUUGUAGACGAAAAAAACGAUAAAUUUGUGCUCGACUUGCAAGUAAUGAUAUUGUUGAAGGAUAUCGACUUGCUCUCAAAGGACAACCAACCAACUUCUGAGAAGAUUCCCGUCGAUCCCUCGCACCUGACUCCAUUGUGGAAUAUGUUGAAAUUCAUUUUCCUGUAUGGAGGUAGUUAUGAUGAUAAAAAGAACAACAUGGAAAAUAAAAGAUAUGUUGUAAACUUUGAUGGGGUUGAUUUGGACACAAAGAUUGGGUAUGAGCUUUUGGAGUACAAAAAAUUUGUUAGUUUGCCCAUGGCGUGGAUUAAAUGGGAUAACGUUGUUAUUGAAAACCACGCAAAAAGAAAAGAAAUUGAAGGAAAUAUGAUUCAAAUAUCAAUAAACGAAUUUGCACGAUGGAGAAACGAUAAGCUGAACAAAGCGCAGCAGCCGACGCGCAAACAGCGUUCUCUAAAAAUACCUCGAGAGUUACCGGUUAAAUUUCAACACCGUAUGAGCAUAUCCUCCGUCCUCCAGCAGACAUCCAAAGAACCAUUUUGGUAA